UUUCAAAAAUUCUCUCUCUCUCUCAGGUCACCGCCAAAUGAGCGAGAUCUACAAGCAGAUCAAGGACGUCAAAGUAUCAGACCGCUCGUUGAUCUGGAACAGCGACCUCGUAGAAACUUUGGAGCUCCAGAACCUUCUCAUCAACUCGGUUCAGAUCGUCGAAGGAGCGCUCGCGAGGGAGGAAUCACGUGGUGCGCACGCGCGUGAGGACUACAAAACUCGCCGCGACGAGUAUGACUACUCCAAGCCGCUGGACGGACAGACCAAACUACCUUUCGAGAAGCACUGGAGAAAGCACACGCUAGCGGAGACAGACAUCGAAACCGGCGACACCAAGCUCACGUACCGGCCCGUCAUCGACGCCACGCUGGACGGCGGCGAGUGCAAGACCGUGCCGCCCGUCAUCAGGACGUACUAACGCGCCCUCUAGGUAAUAUUGAUGUUGUCGGGUGCUGACUGGGCUGAUAAGUAUAUCGCAGGCACAAGCGUAUUCUGGCCUGGACCAACCAUGUUCAUUCGUUUAUUUAAAUGUCAUUUAUUUAUUACUUAGACUAGCCUCAUUAAGCGUUACGCAACCGCAAGAAUACUCCAUAAAUUAAAUAAUAAUCCUUGUUCCAAAGCUAUGUACAAAAUGUUAUGUGCCACUCGUGUUGUUACCAUUCUUGUUUAAAGGUUGUAUUCUCGUUAUUACCACAGUUGUAUACAUUUGUAUUGCUAUAGAAUGCAGCAUUUAUUAUGGUUUAAAUGUUAAUGACCUCAGCAGCACCGUAAGGUACUUAAAUGUAGUCUUUUAGAAAAAAAUGUGUCUUGUACAUUGUAAGUACCCAGAAUGAAUAUCAUUGUAAUCAUGGAUGUUUCCGUUUAGUAAUGUUAAUGACUAGUUAAUUAUGACUAAAUGAUAACUACAGCUUAAAAUCUUUGCUUGGAAAAGUGACAGCGUGAGAUUUGACUCUCGGUGAAAAAUCAGAAAAUAUAUUUUAUUUGCAUUUGCGAAAUCGAUAGCAAUUUUUAUCGUCUUGCUAAUGCAAAAAAUAACCCCACAAAAUCAAGAUGUGUCAUGUUGUAAUUUUAUUUUAAAGACAUGUUUGUAUAUAAAUAAUGCACAAUGCCAACAUACGUAAGUCUGUAUUUUUGUAGUUUUCAUUUAGUCGACUUUUUAUGAUAUAUUUUCUGUAACUCACGGAAUAAAACUACAAUAAUAUAAUGAUCUACAAUUGAUUUGAACAGGCACAUGUGAUAAUAAUAUGUAUAUUACUAAAUAUUUGAUAUUUUUAUGUUUAAAUUGUGUUCAGUAUUAAAAUGAAAUUAAAGAUCAUUAAGGUACAAUUUUUGUGUAGUUAUAAGCGUACUGAUGUGAAUAUAUGAACUGAUGCACACUCA
Messenger RNA from Ostrinia furnacalis (Asian corn borer), 1380 nucleotides. Its product is annotated as succinate dehydrogenase [ubiquinone] flavoprotein subunit, mitochondrial-like. The record is from RefSeq and is a predicted model, not a curated record. Gene Ontology annotation, cellular component: respiratory chain complex II (succinate dehydrogenase). The transcript has 3 exons. Lineage: Eukaryota; Metazoa; Arthropoda; Insecta; Lepidoptera; Crambidae. The coding region runs from base 38 to 418 and encodes 126 amino acids. Gene Ontology annotation, molecular function: flavin adenine dinucleotide binding; electron transfer activity; succinate dehydrogenase (quinone) activity. Gene Ontology annotation, biological process: mitochondrial electron transport, succinate to ubiquinone.